UUUAUCAUUUCCAGUCGUCAGUUUUGGAGUCAUCGACAUCAGCAAUGACGUCACCAGCCAACGAUUUCGGGAUAAAAGUGGAAGCUAUAGCAGAUCGCGCAUUUCUCCUGGGCGAAGGCCCUCAUUGGGACGAACGCGUACUGGCUCUGUACUUCGUCAGUAUUAAUGAGAGGACUAUACACAAAUAUGAUCCGGCUAAGGAGAGCCUUACUAGCGCUACUCUAGAGGGUCGUCCAGGCUUCAUAGUACCCUUGGAGGACCACUUGGACCACUUCGUAGUGGGCUUGGAGCGCGAUUUCGUAGUCAUCCAGUGGGACGGCGCCGGCGCUGCGAGGGUGGUGAGGAGACUUGGGGAGGUGGACCAACAGUCUCCUAGGAACAGGCUGAACGAUGGGAAGGCGGAUCCUAGGGGGCGUCUUUAUGCAGGCACAAUGGGCCACCAAGACGAGAAAUUCAACCUAGACAAAAACGCAGGCACUUUAUUCCGCUUGGACUCUCACGGCCUCGCCCCUCUCUGCGACAAGGUCUCCAUCUCCAACGGCCUCGCCUGGGACCCGGAAUCUAAGGCCAUGUAUUAUAUAGACUCGCCAGAACGGAAGAUAAGAAGAUACGACUAUGAUUUCGAAACUGGGGACAUUUCCAAUCUCCAGUACAUCUUCGACUUUGAGACGAACGAGUUAGAAGGAGCCCCGGACGGUUGCACCAUCGACACAAACGGCAACCUGUGGGUGGCGGUGUUCGGCGGCGGCUGUGUCCUGCACAUAUCCCCUGAGGGCGAGUUGUUGCAACGAGUGGAAGUUCCCGCUAAACAGGUCACCUCAUGUACUUUCGGAGGCGCCAAACUCGACACACUUUACGUAACCACGGCGCGCCUCAACAUCUCCGGAGAACAGAAACAUCCCAGUGGAUGCACUUUCAAAAUAACUGGGCUCGGAGUGACGGGUCUGCCUAACGACAGGUUCAAUGAUACACUAUAAGGUUGUCAAGGAUAUCACUUAUAACUUAUUUGCGAUUAAUCCAUCGAUUGUAUCCAGAACUUCGAUCUUCGAU
Molecule: messenger RNA, 1050 nt
Organism: Cydia amplana
Lineage: Eukaryota; Metazoa; Arthropoda; Insecta; Lepidoptera; Tortricidae
Product: regucalcin-like
Exons: 5
Coding region: 45-977 (310 amino acids)
Biological process (GO): L-ascorbic acid biosynthetic process
Molecular function (GO): calcium ion binding; gluconolactonase activity
Source: RefSeq, a predicted model, not a curated record